GUUUCCCCAUCCCCUGGUGUUGGGCCCUCCAGGCAUGCACUCUACAGGCAUCCCCCAUCCUGCUAUUGUGAGUGCUUCAGGCAAACCAGACAUGAAUCAAUAUGACAGUGGGCUGAGAUCCAUGAAACCUAAUCCUGAACCAAAAAGGGAAAAAGAGAGUAAAAAGCCUACUAUCAAAAAACCUCUCAAUGCAUUUAUGCUUUACAUGAAAGAAAUGAGGGCAAAAGUUGUAGCUGAGUGCACUCUGAAAGAGAGCGCAGCCAUCAAUCAAAUCUUGGGUCGAAGAUGGCAUGCUCUCUCUCGUGAAGAACAGGCAAAGUACUAUGAAUUGGCAAGGAAAGAACGACAACUACACAUGCAACUUUAUCCAGGCUGGUCUGCCAGGGAUAACUAUGGUAAAAAGAAAAGGAGGAAAAGAGAAAAGCAGCAAGACUCUGACCCAGAUUCAAACACCGCAAUGAUGUGUCGCCCAUUGUUCGAACUUGAUCUGCAGUAGAUGCGGUGCCUCCCCUGCAGG
Rhincodon typus (whale shark) is the source of this 517-nucleotide messenger RNA. RefSeq names its product lymphoid enhancer-binding factor 1-like. The annotation marks the transcript as partial. Gene Ontology annotation, biological process: regulation of transcription by RNA polymerase II; canonical Wnt signaling pathway. Lineage: Eukaryota; Metazoa; Chordata; Chondrichthyes; Orectolobiformes; Rhincodontidae. Gene Ontology annotation, cellular component: beta-catenin-TCF complex. The record is from RefSeq and is a predicted model, not a curated record. Gene Ontology annotation, molecular function: RNA polymerase II cis-regulatory region sequence-specific DNA binding; DNA-binding transcription factor activity, RNA polymerase II-specific. The transcript is spliced from 5 exons.